AUGCUUCAUGAGAUUUCCAAAGAGCGAUUUGCGGACUCGGCGGAACAGGCGGCGCGAGAUUUAGGAGAACUGAAGUGCAAGUUUGUUUAUUCUUCUCGUUUGAUAUCUCUCGUUGUUCCGAAAGAGUUGUGUGUUGUGGAAGCAUGGUUAGUGGCAACAUUUUUCAUUGCAGAAAGAAUUCAUGGCCUCCGGGAGAGUAUAUUAGUUCGAUUAGGGAUACGCAUUUGGUCAUAUGUUAGGGAAGAGGCUUCUCAUGGAAGGAAAGCACCUAUUGAUCCUUUCACUCGCGAAAGUUGCAAGCCAUCUGCAUCUCAAGGAGUUCCACUUGGAGGGAUGGGGAGUGGCAGCAUAUCAAGAGGAUUUAGAGGUGAGUUCCGACAAUGGCAAAUUAUUCCUAGCUUAUGUGAAGCGUCACCUGUCAUGGCCAAUCAGUUCUCUGUGAGUCCUCCUGUUUUCCCACUUCCUAUUGAUAUUUUUAUAAGUAGAGAGGGAGGAAACAAAAAUUUUGCAUCAGUUUUGGCUCCUGGCCAGCAUGAAGGUUUAGGAUCUAGCAGGAAACCUGAUGAUCAGGGAAUAUCAUCAUGGGGAUGGAACCUAAGUGGGCAGCACUCAACCUACCAUGCUUUGUUUCCAAGAGCUUGGACAGUUUAUGAUGGUGAGCCAGACCCAGAACUAAAAAUAUCUUGUCGGCAAAUAUCCCCAUUCAUACCACAUAAUUAUAGAGAAAGUAGUCUACCUGCUGCUGUUUUUGUUUAUACGAAUUCCAUUGGUGGAAGCUCACACCUGUCAGGAGAUCAUGUGAAUGAACCAUUCCAGACAGCAAAAGGAAACCUUCCUGUUACUUUUUCCAUAGCUGCAUGCGAAACACAAAAUGUUAGUGUUUCUGUUUUGCCAUGUUUUGGGUUGUCUGAAGGAAGUUGCUUAACAGCAAAAGGCAUGUGGAGUAAAAUGGUGAAGUAUACAGAGUUGAUCCUAAUUGAAAUUAUUAUAUGUUUCUUUAAGGAUGGGCAAUUUGACCAAGAGAAUUUCAAUUCUGGACCUAGCAUGCCCUCAUCAGCUGGAGAGACACUAUGUGCUGCUGUUGCAGCUUCUACAUGGGUUGAACCCCACGGAAAAUGCACGGUUGCAUUUAGUCUUGCUUGGUCAUCUCCAAAAGUAAAGUUCGUGAAAGGUAGCACUUUCAACAGGAGAUAUACAAAAUUUUAUGGGACUUCUGAGAAAGCUGCAGUUGACCUGGCCCAUGAUGCAUUGACACAUUACAACCGGUGGGAAGAAGAGAUUGAGAAAUGGCAGAAUCCUAUUCUUAAGGAUGAGACACUACCAGAAUGGUAUAAAUUUACAUUAUUCAAUGAACUCUACUUUCUUGUUGCCGGAGGAACAAUUUGGAUUGACUCUCCUUUGCUAUCUUCAAGUAUGCGAAAUGACCAAGAUCAGGUGAGGGAGUUGGAAAAUGCUGUUGUCAAAGAAACUGAAGACAAAAUGAAUGGCAGAAAAAGGACAGUUGUCGAGCGUACAACAGAAUGUACAUACGAAUCUACUGCUAUUACAGGACAUAAUUGUGUGGAUGAAGAACUAUGUAGAGAUGAUGACGAUGUUGGAAGGUUCUUGUACUUAGAAGGAGUGGAAUACAUCAUGUGGUGCACAUAUGAUGUGCACUUCUAUGCUUCAUUUGCCCUUCUUGAACUCUUUCCUAGGAUUGAAUUAAAUAUACAGCGUGACUUCGCUAGAGCUGUCUUGUGUGAAGAUGGAAGAAAAGUAAAGUUUCUGGCAGAGGGAAACUGGGGAAUUCGCAAGGUUUAUGGGGCAGUGCCACAUGAUCUGGGGACACAUGAUCCGUGGUAUGAAAUGAAUGCCUAUAACAUCCAUGAUACUAGCAAGUGGAAGGACUUGAAUCCGAAAUUUGUUCUUCAGGUGUAUCGAGAUUUUGCUGCAACAAGUGAUUUGCAAUUUGGAAUUGAUGUGUGGCCUGCUGUUCGGGCUGCAAUGGAGUACAUGGACCAAUUUGAUAGAGAUGGCGAUGGUCUUAUUGAGAACGAUGGGUUCCCUGAUCAAACAUAUGAUACAUGGACAGUCCAUGGUGUAAGCACCUAUUGUGGUUGUCUUUGGCUUGCGGCUCUACAAGCUGCAGCAGCAAUGGCCCUUGAAUUGGGUGAUAGAGAUUUUGCGGAAAUAUGCAAAAGGAAGUUUUUGAAGGCUAAGCCAGCAUUUGAAGAAAAACUGUGGAAUGGUUCGUAUUUUAACUAUGACAGUGGAUCAAGUGGUAACAGUAAAUCCAUUCAAGCAGAUCAAUUGGCUGGGCAAUGGUAUACUGCAUCCUCAGGACUUCCCUCCCUUUUUGAGGAUUCCAAAAUCAAAAGUGCUCUCCGGAAGGUUUACGAUUUCAAUGUAAUGAAAGUUAAAGGAGGUAGAAUGGGUGCUGUAAAUGGCAUGCAUCCCAACGGUAAGGUCGAUGAGACCUGUAUGCAGUCUCGAGAAGUAUGGACAGGGGUGACCUAUGGUGUUGCUGCAACAAUGAUAUUUGCUGGAAUGGAAGAAGAGGCCUUCACCACUGCCGAGGGGAUAUUUCUAGCAGGCUGGUCCGAGGAUGGAUACGGGUAUUGGUUUCAGACUCCAGAGGCAUGGACAAUGGAUGGACACUACAGGUCGCUCAUGUACAUGAGGCCCCUGGCCAUUUGGGGUAUGCAAUAUGCAAUAAAUCGGCCCAAGGCAAUUCUUGAGGCCCCUAAAAUCAAUAUCAUGGACAGAAUCCACUUGUCUCCUGUUAUUGGAGGAUUCUCUCACAAUGAAACAGGUGUGAGAAAGAUAGUAACAAAAGCAAGAUGUUUUAGCAAUUCUGUGUUUCACUGUGCUUGCUGA
Molecule: messenger RNA, 2856 nt
Organism: Sphenostylis stenocarpa
Lineage: Eukaryota; Viridiplantae; Streptophyta; Magnoliopsida; Fabales; Fabaceae
Source: the annotation of a GenBank genome assembly